Molecule: messenger RNA, 7091 nt
Organism: Erpetoichthys calabaricus (reedfish)
Lineage: Eukaryota; Metazoa; Chordata; Cladistia; Polypteriformes; Polypteridae
Gene: psme4a
Product: proteasome activator subunit 4a
Exons: 47
Coding region: 232-5778 (1848 amino acids)
Biological process (GO): proteasomal ubiquitin-independent protein catabolic process
Cellular component (GO): nucleus; cytosol; spermatoproteasome complex
Molecular function (GO): peptidase activator activity; proteasome binding
Source: RefSeq, a predicted model, not a curated record
UAAGCGUGCGUGCUAGAGAACGAGCGAGUGUGGAGGUCAGAGAAAACUGGAAAGCAAGAGAGUCUGGGAGUGCUGACAUACGCUGACUGCAUCAUCAUCAGAUUAAUCAAAUGUCACAGCUAGGCUAAACCAAGUCAUUAACGGGAUCGGAAAAUACCAAGAAACACACGCGAAUAGCGGGAGCAGGGAAACACAAGCAAGAGAAGUGGAAAUCCGUUCCGAAAGUGUAAUAUGAACACAGACGAGAACAGGGCAUUGGAUUUUGUUCCUCAGAAAGAGAUUGUCUACAACAAACUCCUGCCUUACUCGGACAGAUUAGACCAAGAAUCCAAUGAAAUAUUGGCCAAGAUCAAAAACAACCUGGGUCGAGCUGUCCAGCUAAAGGAAUUAUGGCCUGGAGUGUUAUUUUGGACCAGAAAACUUUCCACGUAUAUUCGACUUCAUGGAAGAAAAUUUAGCAAAGAAGAUCAUAUAUUGUUUAUUAAGCUGCUAUAUGAAUUAGUGACCAUUCCCAAACUGGAAAUUAGUAUGAUGCAAGGAUUUGCACGUCUGUUGGUCAAUUUACUUAAAAAAAAAGAACUUCUUUCAAGGGAAGAUUUGGAGCUGCCAUGGUUUCCCCUAUAUGAAAUGUUAGAAAGGAUUCUCUAUUCUAAAACUGAACAUCUUGGGCUGAACUGGUUUCCAAAUUGCAACAGACCAGAUUCAUCUUCCUGUAAAACUUUUGUUCUAAAUGUUUUGCAAAGGUGUUCUGUUGAAAAUGUACUGAAAACGCUUGUUAAAAGCUGCAGGCCGUAUUUCCCAAAAAAUGCUACACUAGAGAUGCUUCAGGAAUGGAGACCAUUAAUGUGUCCAUUUGAUGUGACAAUGCAGAAGGCAAUAAGUUAUUUUGAACUGUUUCUUCCAACUACUUUGCCACCAGAACUUCACCAUAAAGGUUUCAAACUUUGGUUCGAUGAACUAAUAGAUCUUUGGGGAUCAGUGCAAAAUCUUCCAGGAUGGGAAGGAAAUUUGGUUAACCUUUUUGCACGGUUGGCCAGUGAUACUAUAGGAUACAUAGACUGGGAUCCAUAUAUUCCAAAAAUAUUUACCAGAAUACUCAGAAGCCUGAAUCUUCCAGUUGGAAGCAGCCAAGUUUUAGUUCCAAGAUAUUUAACCAAUGCCUAUGAUAUAGGCCAUGUAGUAAUAUGGAUCUCCUCAAUGCUGGGAGGACCUAGCAAGCAAGCACAAAGAAAGCUGAGUGGCUUGUUUAACAGCAUUACCUCUUUUUACCAUCCAUCCAAUAACGGUAGAUGGCUGAUGAAGCUGAUGAAACUGUUGCAAAGGCUGCCUGCUAGUAUAGUAUGGAGACUUCACCGAGAACGAUUCAAGAAACCAUCUUGGCUAACACCUGUCCCAGAUAGCCAUAAGCUGACAGAACAGGACAUUACAGAUUUUGUGGAAUGUAUGAAACAGCCUGUUCUGUUAGCAAUGUUCAGCAAAACAGGAAGUUUGGAAGCAGCUCAUGCAUUGCAAAACCUAGCUCUAAUGAGGCCAGAGCUUGUCAUACCUCCAGUUUUAGAAAAAACCUACCCUGCUUUGGAAACCCUGAUAGAACCUCAUCAGCUUACAGCCACUCUCAGCUGUGUGAUAGGAGUGGCUCGCAGCCUGGUUUCUGGAAGCAAAAGAUUCCCUGAAGGUCCCACACAUAUGCUGCCAUUACUGAUGAGAGCUCUUCCUGGUGUCGAUCCAAAUGACUUCAGCAAAUGCAUGAUAACAUUCCAAUUCAUUGCAACUUUUGCAACUCUUGUGCCUUUGGUAGAUUGUUCAUCAGCCAUACUUGAAAGAGAUGACCUCAGUGAAGUGGAAAGAGAGCUGUGCUCAGCCACUGCGGAAUUUGAGGACUUUGUUUUGCAGUUUAUGGACAGAUGUUUUGCACUAAUUGAAAGUAGUACCCUUGAACAGACAAGAGAAGAGACAGAGACUGAAAAGAUGACUCACUUAGAGAGUCUAGUAGAACUUGGGCUGUCUUCCACCUUUAGCACUAUCUUGACGCAGUGCUCCAAAGACAUUUUCAAGGUGGCACUGGAAAAAGUGUUUAACUUUGCCACUACAAAUAUCUUUGAAACCCGAGUUGCUGGGAGAAUGGUAGCUGACAUGUGUCGUGCAGCUGCUAAGUGUCACCCUGAAGAAUCUUUGAAGCUGUUUGUGCCACAUUGUUACAAUGCAAUAACUCAUCUCACUGUCAAUGAAGAUGUCUUGCAUGAAGAAGAGCUGGACAAAGAAUUACUCUGGAAUUUGCAGCUGCUGUCUGAAAUCACACGUGUAGAUGGUGACAAACUGCUACAAUACCGUGGUCAGCUUGUACAGAUACUGCAACAAACUCUCUACUUGAAAUGCAAGCAGGGUUAUACGCUGUCCUGCAACUUGCUCCACCACCUUCUUCGCUCUACUGCUCUUAUUUAUCCAACUGAAUACUGUAGCAUCUCAGAGGGUUUUGAUAGGCCUCUUUCUGAGUACUUUCCAAUUAAGGAUUGGGGUAAACCUGGAGACCUCUGGAACUUGAAUAUUCAUUGGCAUGUGCCAACAAAAGAGGAAAUAUCAUUCAUUUUUUAUGUGCUUGAUACUUUCCUCCAGCCAGAGCUGGUCAAGCUACAACGUCAUGCAGAUGGAGAGUUUGAAAUGUCAAGGGAUGACAGACUUCAAAGCCUCACGAUUAUCCAGCACUGCCUUAUGGGCUCUGGAAGCCUUCUCCCUUCUUUAAAUGGUGAAAAAAUCACUGACCUAGUACCAAGCUUGGUGAGUUUGGAAGAGACCAGCCUUUACAUGGGAAUUGACUUUGAUUUGUCAAGAGAGAACUACAGGCAAGCUAUUUCGAGAGUCUUGAGGAGCCUCCUGCAUCACAUACUGGAAAACUCUGAGGAUGACACAAAGUCAUUAUUUCUGAUAAUUAAGAUAAUUGGAGAUUUGCUACAUUUUAGAGGAUCUCAUAAGCAUGAAUUUGACUCUCGUUGGAAAAGUUUUAAUCUUGUCAAGAAGUCCAUGGAGAACAGGCUGCAUGGAAGAAAAAAGCACAUCCGAGCACUGCUGAUUGACAGAGUCAUGCUUCAGCAUGAGUUAAGAAAACUAACGGUGGAAGGAUGUGAAUACAAGACUAUUCACAGAGAUCUUCUGAAGGAUCUUCUGUGUUUGUCAACAAGUGCAUACAGCCAGGUUCGAAGCAAAGCCCAGCAAGUUUUCUUCACAGCCCUUGGUACUUACAAUUUUUGCUGCAGGGAUGUAAUUCCACAAGUGCUAGAAUUUCUGAAACCAGGAAGGCAGGAUAUAACCCAACAACAGUUCAAGGGUGCUUUGUACUGUCUUCUGGGAAAUCAUAAUGGAGUCUGCCUUGCUAAUCUUCACGAUUGGGAUUGCAUAGUACAGACUUGGCCUGCUAUUGUCUCAUCUGGUCUUAGUAAAGCCAUGUCUUUGGAAAAGCCAUCAAUUGUCCGUUUGUUUGAUGAUCUGGCAGACAAAAUUCAUCGACAGUAUGAAACCAUUGGACUAGAUUUCAAUGUGCCUGAAAGAGCCAUUGUAAUAGCUGCUCAGAUCAUUAAAUCAAAAAGUCCUCAUUUGGAUCUUCUGCCUCCCAGUGUGGAUGAAGUUGAGAAUGGAAAUCAACAGUAUCGCUUAAAAAACAAAGAAGCUGAACAGAAGUAUGAAAAGUUAAUUAAUUAUCUGCUGGACUGCCUCAAUCAGAGAAAUCUCCCUUGGAAGUUUGAGCACAUUGCCAUUGGUUUUUUGUCAUUGUUGCUGCGAGAUGAUCAUCCUCUUCCAGUCCAAGCAAUCAGAUUUUUUGUGCAAAGUUUGAACCAUGAUGCUCUAGUUGUCCGUAAGAUGUCCAUCUCGGCUGUUGCAGGGAUUUUGAAGCAACUGAAGAGACCUCACAAAAAAAUUAAAAUAAAUCCUUAUGAACUCAGUGGGGUAAGUGAACCUUCAGAAAUCCUUGCUGGAGACAGGCAAGACAAUCAGUGGGUAAAGUACAACAGUAGCAGACUUCCAAAAACCAGAAAAGACUGGGAAGCUUGUCACUUUGUAGAGAAGACACACUGGGGAUACUACUAUUGGCCUUGCAAACUACUAGUAUAUGCUCCACCCGAGGAACAACCAAAGCUUGGUCGGAAAAGAGAAGAACUGACAGAGGGGGAACAGAUCAUUUAUGAACACUUUUCUGAUACAAAGUUCAUUGAACAGUUGAUAAACUUUCUGUCAUUAGAGGAUAGAAAAGGAAAGGAUAAAUUCAAUCCAAGGAGAUUUUGUCUCUUUAAGGGGUUAUUUAGAAAUUUUGAUGAUGCCUUCUUACCUAUACUCAAACCACAUUUGGAACGCCUGGUAGCAGAUUCCCAUGAGAGUACACAACGCUGCGUUGCAGAGAUCAUAGCUGGCCUUAUUAGAGGCUGCAAGCACUGGACUUUUGCAAAGGUGGAAACUCUUUGGAAAUUACUGUGUCCAUUAAUCCGAACAGCAUUAUCCAAUAUCACAGUGGAGACUUACAGUGACUGGGGAACGUGCAUUGCAACAGCUUGUGAGAGCAGGGAUCCUCGAAAAUUGCAUUGGCUUUUUGAAAUGCUAAUGGAGUCACCAGUUAAUGGAGAAGGUGGUUCUUUUGUAGAUGCCUGUCGACUUUAUGUCCUCCAAGGGGGACUGGCUCAGCAAGAAUGGAGAGUCCCUGAACUUCUUCACAGACUUCUUCAAUAUCUGGAACCCAAACUCACCCAAGUAUAUAAAAAUGUCAGAGAAAGAAUUGGAAGUGUUCUGACGUACAUCUUUAUGAUUGAUGUGUCACUUCCUAAAACACUGCAAACAUCAUCUCCGCGUAUAUCAGACUUUACAUCCCGAAUUCUUGUGAAGUUGAAACCUCUUAUGGAUGCAGAUGAGGAGAUUCAAAAUCAUGUUGUUGAGGAGAAUGGAAUUGGAGAACAAGAUGAAAGGACACAAGCCAUUAAACUAUUGAAGACUGUUCUCAAAUGGCUCAUGGCAAGUGCAGGCAGAUCCUUCUCUACAGCUAUUGAGGAGCAGCUUCAUCUCCUUCCACUGUUGUUUAAGAUUGCUCCUGUGGAGAAUGAUGACAGUUAUGAUGAGCUGAAGAGAGAUGCCAAGACUUGCUUGUCACUUAUGUCUCAGGGGCUUCUGUAUCCACACCAAAUACCAUUGGUGCUGCAAGUUCUCAACCAGACAGCGGGAAGUAGCUCCUGGCAUGCUAGAUACACUGUACUCACCUACCUCCAAACAAUGGUGUUCUACAACCUUUUUACCUUUUUGAAUGAUGAAGAAACAGUGAAGGAUGUUCAGUGGCUGGUUAUCAGACUACUUGAAGAUGAACAGCUCGAGGUAAGGGAGAUUGCCGCCACCACACUCGGUGGCCUGCUACAGUGCAACUUCUUGAACAUGGAUGCUUCCAUGCAGACUCAUUUUGAGAAACUCUGUAAAACUCGCCUUCCAAAAAAGAGAAAGAGAGACCCUGGGGCAGUGAUGGACACCAUUCCUCCAGCAGACCUGGUUAAACGCCAUGCGGGGGUCCUAGGAUUGAGUGCCUGUAUAUUGUCAAGUCCUUAUGAUGUACCAACUUGGAUGCCCCAACUUCUGAUGGAUUUGAGUGUACACCUUAAUGACACUCAGCCAAUUGAGAUGACUGUCAAGAAGACCCUUUCAAAUUUCCGAAGAACACAUCACGACAACUGGCAGGAGCACAAGCAGCAGUUUACGGAUGAUCAGCUGCUGGUUCUCACGGACUUGCUGGUGUCCCCGUGCUAUUAUGCAUAACAAAUCUGAGCGCACUUGGUAUGCGCUGAUGGUGGAUGACGAACCUGCAUGCAAUAACUAUGAAGUUUUUAUGGACUUCUCAUUUCCCAGUUGUUUAAAUCAGUUUAGAGUUUGUACGCAUUUUAUUCCCCAUUCAAAGGGUUUAAACAAGUUAACUGCUCAUGUUUUAAAGUUGUACAUUUUUAUAAUGAUGAAAAGUUACGUUUGUGACAAAAAGUAGCACUCUUCCAGAAAGUAAAUGUUUUCAAAAACACAACUUUUUUUUUUUUAAGAAACAUAAAGGAUUUGUUUGUUUUUUUUUUUGGUUUUAUUUUUCGAUGCUCUAUGAAUAGACACUUGAAGAGCAGCAUUUUUACUUUUUGUUUUUUAAAGUAACGAGAACUUCAGACAGUAAAAUGUUUCCUUUCACAUUUGUUCAGCUAAUCAGUUUGUUAGCAGCAUAAGCUUCAUAAAUUCUUCCUUGGAAGAGCGGCUUUUAAAUUAACAUUUCUUUCUUGAGGCAGUCUAUCUUUGUCACUGACCAAAACAUUUUAAGUUCUUGAAAUGAGAAAUUUGUAUAUGCAUUUAGCAACAACCUUUACAUUUCUCAUAUACUUAAUAUUUAAGGUUAACAUUAGCAGGGACUUUAGUCUGCCAAGUUUGUAAUAUUCUUGUACAGUGUUUGCUUGCAACAUUUCUCAGGCUGCUGAAUGAUGAUGCCAUCAGCUGGUUCUUUUUCAUAUUAUGUGUUAUGUAUAGGUGUAAAAGAACUUGUACAAACUGUAGAAACCUAGCACUAGCCAAAUAUAUUGUACAAAAAUGUAAUCUUUACAAAAUGAACAUCUGAAUGAUACAUUAGUGUAAAGAGUUACAUUAGUUAGUGGUGUAAACUAUAUAGUGGUUAUGUGAAAUAUUUUCAUAUGCCAGGAAUAAUUAGUUGGUUUGGCUGCUUUUAAUUUAUUUAUCAUACUGAGGAUUGAUUUUUGUUUUUUUGAUUUUGUUUUUUGUUUUUUACUCAUCAAGUAUAAUUACAUUUACACAUGCAUUUGGCGUGGAGUUUGAUGUGCAAGUCAGACACGAUUGCAGAAAAUGGCACUGAUGCUCUGUUUUUUGCUUUCUUCGUUAAAAGUGGUGCUUAAGCAAAUGAAAGCAAAUUAGGGCUCUUCCAUCUAUUUCAUGUGUUUAUUUUAAAUUAAGUAAGUUGAGUAAGUUUUUCCUUAAAACCCUGAAGUAUCUAACCACUAUAUAGGGUAGUGCCAAAAACUGCAGUGAAGAUUAUAGAUGUAAUGUUGAAUGAUUCAAUAAAAAAAUGCCAAUAAAUGGAUUGUUUGUAU